Daucus carota subsp. sativus is the source of this 964-nucleotide messenger RNA. RefSeq names its product LOB domain-containing protein 20. The transcript is spliced from 2 exons. NCBI's taxonomy places the organism in Eukaryota, Viridiplantae, Streptophyta, Magnoliopsida, Apiales, Apiaceae. Gene Ontology annotation, biological process: hormone-mediated signaling pathway; positive regulation of DNA-templated transcription. Gene Ontology annotation, cellular component: nucleus. The coding region runs from base 122 to 835 and encodes 237 amino acids. The record is from RefSeq and is a predicted model, not a curated record.
AUCCUAGCUAGCUAUAUAUCAUAACUUACAAUCCAGUGUAGCUCACGAGACUUGCAUGUCUUUCUCAUCACUUUACUUCAUAUAAAGAACCUCCCUUCCUCUGUUUCUCUUAUAUGAUUAUAUGGCGGAGCUACAGAGUGAGUCCCCCUCUGACAGCCGUCGCAAGGGCGGGAACACAGGGAAACGUGUGGUUGAGGUAGCCGCGAGUGGCAGUGCAGCUCCUUGUGGAGCAUGCAAGUUUUUGAGGAGGAAGUGUGUGAGUGGAUGCAUCUUUGCUCCGCAUUUUGGGACAGACCAGGGAGCAGCUAGGUUCGCAGCAGUGCAUAAGGUGUUCGGGGCAAGCAAUGUGUCGAAGCUGCUGCUGAAUAUUCCUAUGAACCGCAGGCAUGAUGCAGUGGUCACUAUAUCAUAUGAAGCUCAAGCCAGGUUGUCUGAUCCUGUCUAUGGCUGUGUCUCCACUAUACUUGCUUUGCAGCAACAGGUGGCAGCUUUAAAAGCUGAGCUGGCGCUGGUUCAAACCCAGUUAAUAAACAGUCAGGUGGCGGUAGCGAAUGCUUUUCAAAGCGCACAGCAACAACAGCAGCAACACCAGCACCAGAACAUUUCCAUCAUGCAGCCAGCAUACUCCAACAACUCCUCCGCUUCCAACAACUUCAUUAACUUGAGAAGCUUCAACCCUGGGUUGGAACUCGUAGGCGAAACUACGGUACCCACCACCCAAAGUUUUGAGCCUCUUCAACUUUCCCAGCCGCCCCAAGAUGAGUUGGAGGAAGAUGGGGAUGAAAAUCAUGAUCCAUCACUGGCGGUUGCAAAUCAGAUGAUUCACUCUGCGUAGUUUAAUUCCCUUUUUUCAUAUCUGCAAAUAAAAUCCAAAUGUGCUUGUGAGCAUAAUCACCAUGUAGACAGAAACAUAUCUUUAUAAAUGCAUACCUGAUAAAGACAACAUAUGUCCUUCUACCAGUCA